AAAAAACAGAUAUAAAAGGAAACAAAGCAGAAAAUUGGAUCAAAUUAUUAAUUGGAAGGAGUCUCGUCACUCGUCAGUCUCUUAGAAAACUGAGUAUCAUAUUGAUUUCAGUGGAGAUUGAGCUUGAGAUGGAUGGGGCUUUGGGUAAGCUAGUGGAACCGAGUGCACACCACUUGUAUGAUGAAUUGUCUCUAGGUACUACUUCUUUCUUCAAACACAACCAUAAUCAAAAUCAAAACACCGCCGCUCCUCUAUCUAUUCCGGUCAAUUUCUCGGAGGAAAUGGAAGAUCGAUUGAUUGAGCUUGAAGCACUUUAAAACGCCAUGGAAGAAGGAAUAGGUGAAAGCAGCUUCGUGGGUUCAUACUUUGAUACAAUUAUAUAAAACGAAGACCCUCUCUCUCACAUUCUCUCUAUUCUCUUGGCUGAUUAACGAUGGGAGGUCGUUUCUCUGUUUCAGUGUCAUCUGAUCAAGCGUUGAGAAAUGUCUCUCAAUUUUUAUGCUUCCAUGCGAGUUACAUUCACAGUCUUGAGGAGAAUCUCGAGGCUAUACAGAAAGACAUGGAAGAGCUCAAGGCAAGACAAACUGACGUGUGGAGAAGGGUCGAGAGAGAGGAGGAUACUAGAGGUCAUCACCGGCUUGAAGAAGUCAAGGUAUGGCUUAAAAGUGUUGAUAGCAUCAGUAGGCAAGUCUGUUAUCUGCUUAGUAAUAGAACUGCUGAACUUGAAAGGUUGUCUCUUAGUGGGUUAUGUUCCAAGAACUUAAGAUCGAGUUAUAGUUAUGGAGAUAGGGUGUCGCUGAUGUUGAAAAAGGUUAAUGAUCUCAAAUCUAAAGGCGUGUUUCGAGUUGUGGCUGAGCCAGCUACAACGGCUACGAAGGAGGAGAGGCCUUCCUGUUCCAGGCUGACUAUUGUCGGUCGGGAAAAAAUUCUCAAGAGGGUUUUAAACACCCUCGUGGGUGGUGGACCCGGGAUUAUGGGUCUGUACGGCGUUGGUGGCGUAGGCAAAUCAACUAUUCUCCGAGAGAUCACGAACAAGAUCAGUGGCAGAUUUGACUUUGUGGUUCGGGUUGUUGUGUCUAAACAUCUGUGUGUCGAGAAGAUUCAAGAAGAGAUCGGUAAGAAACUUGGCUUUCAUGGGACAGAGUGGAACCAAAAAGAGGAAAGCCAGAAGGCCAAUGAUAUACACAGCUUCACGAAGAGAAAGAGAUUUGUGUUGUUAUUGGAUGAUGUAUGGAGCACAGUAGAUUUAACAAAGAUCGGAGUCCCAUUUCCUACAAGGGAAAACAAAUGCAAAAUAGCAUUCACCACUCGCUCUCGAGAGGUGUGUGUGCAUAUGGGUGUUGAUGACCCCAUUGAAGUCCGGUGCUUGUCUGAGAAUGAUGCUUGGGAGUUGUUUCAGAUGAAAGUUGGAGAUAACACGAUAGGAAGCUGCUCGGAGAUUCCAGAGCUCGCGAGAAAAGUUGCUGAAAUAUGUCAUGGUGUACCACUGGCGCUUAAUGUUCUUGGCAAGACCAUGUCCUCCAAAACUACAGUGAAAGAAUGGAAUGAUGCAAUAGACGUUUUGACUUCAUAUUCUGCAGAGUUUGUAGGAAUGGAAGAUGAGAUUCUGCCGUUGCUGAAGUAUAGCUAUGACAAUCUGAUGGGGGAAACGUUAAGGUCCUGUUUUCAAUAUUGCGCUCUGUUUCCUCCAGCUUUUACACUGAGUAAAGAUGAUUUGGUAGAAUGGUGGGAAGGCGAGGGAUUCAUUGGUGGAUACAACCAAGGUCGUGAAGUAAUUAAUAAGCUUGUCCGCGCUAGUUUAUUGAUGGAAGAUGAUGAGAAUGACAAAUUUGUGAAAAUGCACGAUGUGGUUCGUGAUAUGGCUUUGUGGGUAGAAUCUGAUUUUGGGAAGGAGAAAGAAAGAUGUAUCGUGCAAGCUGGUGUUGGUCUACGUGAAGUACUAACGGUCAAGGAUUGGAGUAGUGUGAGAAGAAUGUCAUUGAUGAAUAAUGAGAUUGAAGAUAUAUCCAUCAGUCACGAGUGUCCUCAUCUUACAACUCUCUUGCUCCAACAAAACCGCAACUUGGUGCAUAUCUCUGGUGAAUUCUUCAGGGAUAUGCCAAAGCUAGCUGUUUUGGAUAUGUCGUUUAAUCAGCUCACGGAAUUGCCAAAGCAGAUAUCAAAUUUGUUCUCGCUGCAAUAUCUCAACUUGUCACGGACUAAUAUAGAGCGAUUGCCUGAUGGUCUAGGAAGGUUGAAACGUCUGAAACAUCUCAAUCUGGAGAUGACAGAGAGACUUAAGAGCAUUGAUGGGAUAUCAGAUGUAUCAAAUUUGGUGGUACUGCGACUACUGCAUUCAAAGUUUUCGCUCGACGUUAGUACAACAGAGGAGCUACAACGCUUGGAAAAACUGGGGAGCUUAACCAUAGACAUCUCCUCGAGUUCAGCUUUGGAGGAACUGUUCAGCGCUAAUGAGAUGGCAGGUUGUAUCAAAGAGAUAUGUAUCAGAGAUGUUAACGAAGAAGCAUACAAAACACUUGUUUUGCCAACGAUGGAGCGUCUCAGUAAGCUCAUCAUAAGGAGCUGUGAAAUAUGGGAGAUUGAGAUCGGAAUGACGUCGUGGGACAUAAUUCUGACAAGGUCAAGACUGAAAAACCUCUCAAGUGUGAUUAUAACUUCCUGCAACAGUCUCAAGGAUUUGACGUGGUUGUUGCUCGUUCCUAACCUCACUCAUCUGAAGCUUCAGUCUUUAGAGAAGGUACAAGACAUCAUAAGCGAGGAGAAAGCUGCAAGUAGCCCCACAGAUGAGCAGAAAGCGCGAGGUAUGAAUACUCCUUUUCUAAAACUUGAAAGGCUUGAAUUGAUGGAUCUACCGAUGCUGAAGAGAAUCUACUGGAGUCCUCUGCUCUUCCCUUGUUUAAAGAAGAUUGAAGUAGAAAAGUGUCCGAAACUGAGAAAGCUUCCACUCAAUUCUGAAAGCUGCGUUGGUGGUGAAGAACUUGUUAUAAGCUACAGAGAUGAUAAAUGGUUUAAAAGGGUUCGAUGGGAAGAUAAAGCCACUAAAGACCGUUUCUUACCUUGCUGUGAGAAGGAGGCUUGCCCGUUUGGGAUCCGGCUCGAGAAAGGUGAAGAUCAAACCUCGUAUCGCAGUACGAUGAAUGAUGUUGUCUCAAAAUCAACCGAAUUCGUGGUUAACCUAGUCUGUAGCUGCUUUUGUGCCGAAGUCCACAAUUUUUGUAGACUCGACAAGAAUCUAGAGGCUCUGGGAGAAGGCAUGGAAAGACUGAAGGCAAGGCGAGAUGAUGUGCUGAAAAGGGUGGAGAGGGACGAGGACACAGGUCUACAAAGGCUUAAGGUAGUUGAUGUAUGGCUUAGGGCUGUCGAGACCAUUGAAAAGCAGGCCGAUGAAACGCGUACGGCUUGUACACGUCAAGGGAUGUCUCUUUGUGACGCUUGCUCAAGAAAUUUAGGAUCAAGGUUUCGUUACGGGAGAGAAGUUUUCUCGAUGUUGGAAGAUGUUAGAGAGCUCACAGUUCGCAAAUUAACUGAGGAUUUCAAUGCGGUGGCUUUGCCACCUACGAGAGAUGUGGUGGAGGAAAGGGAUCUACAACGAAUCAUUGUUGGUCAGGAAACAAUGCUCGAGAGUGCAUGGAACCGCGUCAGGGAUGAAGGAACCCAGGUGAUGGGUCUACAGGGCAUGGGCGGAGUAGGGAAAACAACUCUUCUUGACCAAAUCAACAAUAAGUUUUGUGGCGAAAAUGAUGGGGUUGACAAAGUGAUUUGGGUUGUGGUGUCCAAGGAUAAACGGAACGAGAAGAUUCUAGAUGAGAUCGCUGAGAAACUAGACUUCGUUACUGGAGCUCUUGUAUACGCACUUCCAUGAAGAAGAAGCGGUUCGUGUUGUUACUGGAUGACAUCUGGAGCAAAGUGGAAUUAAAAGAUAUCGGAGUUCCAGUUCCGACAAGGGAAAACAAAUGCAAAAUUGUAUUCACCACUCGUUCAAGGGAAGUGUGUGAACGCAUGGGGGUUACUGACCCAAUCGAAGUCACUUGUCUGGACACGGAACAAUCCUGGGAGUUGUUCAGAGAGAGAGUCGGGGAAAACACGCUGGGAAGCCACCCAGACAUUCCCAAACUGGCAAGAAAAGUCGCUGGAAAAUGCCGUGGCCUACCAUUGGCGCUGAAUGUUCUUGGUGAGACAAUGUCAUUCCAGAAAACAAUACAAGAAUGGCGUCACGCGGUUAACGCUUUGGCUUCAUCAAAAUUUUCUGGAAUGGAUGAGGAGAUUCUUUCAAUUUUGAAGUAUAGCUACGACAGUCUCAAGGAGAAGCAUGUGAAGCCGUGUUUCCUCUAUUGCUCUCUAUUUCCCGAAGAUUUUGAAAUCAGUAAAGACAGGUUGAUUGAAUAUUGGAUCUGUGAGGGUUUCCUACAAGAAAAGCAGAGUAGAGACAAGGCAUUCGACGAAGGUUAUGCUAUCCUCAAGACUCUUGUCCGUGUAAGUUUACUGUUGGAAGUAUCAAUAUAUAAAGUGAGAAUGCAUGAUGUUGUUCGUGAGAUGGCUCUGUGGGUAGCAUCUGAGCUCGGGGAGCAUGAAGGGAGAUAUACCGUGCAAGCCGGCGUUGGGUUACGUGAAAUACCGGAAGUGGAUAACUGGGGACUCGUGAGAAAGAUGUCGUUGAUGAACAAUGAGAUCGAAAAGAUAUCUGAAAGUCCGGACUGCCCUGAACUUACAACUCUGCUCCUCCGAGAAAACAAGCUGGUAAACAUCUCAAGCGAAUUCUUUCAGCGUAUGCCUAGGCUACUCGUCUUGGAUCUAUCGCAGAAUAGCUGGUUCAAUGGAUUGCCAGAGAAAAUAUCAGAGUUGGUCGCUUUGAGAUAUCUUGACUUGUCAGGCACACAUAUAGAGCGACUGCCUGUUGGUUUAGAGGCGUCCAAGAUGCUGAUAUAUCUGAAUUUGGAAAACACGUGGAGACUUGAUAAUAUUUCGGGGAUAUCAAAGUUUUUGAGGUUGAGGAGACUGGGACUAUGGAAUUCCAAAACGAAGCUAGACACGAGCUUAUUAAAAGAGUUGCAGCUUCUUAGACAUCUACAAGUUGUUACCAUAGGUAUAAGGUCAAGUUUGGUUGCGGAGCAAUUGACUUCCUAUCACAGCGUGGUGAAAUGUAUCCAGAAGGUAGAUUAUAAGGAGCUUCAGGAAGAAUCAUUCAAAAUAUUGACUUUGCCGACUAUGGUUAAUCUUUGUGACCUCGAGAUAGAAAAGUGUGGAAUGGGGGAGAUAAAGACAGAGGGGGAAACAUCAUCAUGGAACAAAAGUCCCACGAGUCCAUCCUUCCUCAACCUUUCAACUGUGUUUAUAAACUAUUGCAAAAGUCUGAAGGAUUUGACGUGGCUGUUGUUCGCUCCGAACCUCACUAUUCUUAACGUUGGUCACUCAACGCAACUAGAGUAUAUAAUAAGCGAAGAGAAAGCUGUAAGUGGUGUCACAGGUACCAUCAUUCCUUUUGGAAAGUUAGAACACUUCAGCUUCUAUAAUUUACCAAUGUUGAAGAGCAUCUAUUGGAGUUCUCUUCCAUUUCCAUGUUUGAGAGGAAUCAGGGUAGCAGGGUGUACAAACCUGAGAAAGCUUCCAUUGGAUUCUAAAAGUGUUAGCAAGGUUGAUGGAUUUGUUAUCCAGUGCAUAGAGAGACAUUGGACCAAAAGUAUUGAAUGGGAGGACGAAGCCACCAAACUCCGUUUCCAAGGUGCCUGCAACGCCUAUUAGCUCCCUCCCCAAUGACCUGACACAAUUUUUUUUCAAAAUCUCUCUCUCUUCUUUCAAAUAAUUGUGUGACUAGUUGAAUUUGUUUUUAAUGUAUUUGUGAUAUAUUCAUGUGUGUCGGUUAUUAAUUUGUGAGAGUUCUCUAACUCCACAAAAGAUGGGGGUUUGUAAUAAAAUGUAGACAUGUGGGGCUAAAUUGUAAACAAAAGAUUGGGCUCAUUUCAGGAAUUGUUGCGACUUGUUGGCUGUGUUAAAGCUGAGACUUGAAACUUGAGUGAGCGAUGCAAAACUCCUCCC
This is a messenger RNA of Thlaspi arvense, 6033 nucleotides long. NCBI's taxonomy places the organism in Eukaryota, Viridiplantae, Streptophyta, Magnoliopsida, Brassicales, Brassicaceae. The record is from the annotation of a GenBank genome assembly.